Molecule: messenger RNA, 1610 nt
Organism: Aethalodelphis obliquidens (Pacific white-sided dolphin)
Lineage: Eukaryota; Metazoa; Chordata; Mammalia; Artiodactyla; Delphinidae
Gene: ALKAL2
Product: ALK and LTK ligand 2
Exons: 5
Coding region: 95-967 (290 amino acids)
Biological process (GO): positive regulation of ERK5 cascade; positive regulation of ERK1 and ERK2 cascade
Molecular function (GO): receptor signaling protein tyrosine kinase activator activity; receptor tyrosine kinase binding
Source: RefSeq, a predicted model, not a curated record
UGGGCCCGACCCUGCGAGCGGCCGCCGCCGCCCCGCUCGGCGUCUAAAGGGGACGGAAAGUUGUGGCGACGCGUUGAGCCGCGGGGCGCCGGUGAUGCGCCAUUUCCAGGAAAGUUCGGAGGCCGGCGGCGGGGGCGGGACGCGGGCGCAAGGCGGCCAGGGCCCGUGUCGCCCGCGCGCGGAGGGCGGGCGCACCCAAGGCUUGCUCUCAGCAUCAGCGCGUGGGACCUCGGGGAGGGCGAGUCCUCGUGGAGACCGCGGCCCAGCCUCCCGCCGCCGGGCCCCCGCCCGCCCUCCAGGCCCGGGACGGCGCGGGGCGUCCAUCCACUGGGUUGGCGGGCGUCCUCUGGGUCCGCAGGGCCGGGGCGCGCGGACCGAGGGGAGUGGCCUCUCCCGCCCUUCCCGCUCCCCCCGCCGACUGGCUGUCCGUGUCUCCCCGCACCCCUGUCCCUGCAGCGAGCCGAGCUCCGGGAGCGCGUCGGAUCCGCCCAGCCUGGCCGAGCGCAGGAUGCGCGGACCCGGGCGUCCUCUCCUCCUGGGGCUGCUGCUCGUGCUGGGGGCGGCGGGGCCCGGCCGGGGGAUCGCGGAGACCCGGGAGGCCGCGGACAGGCAGACGCUGCUGCAACUCAUCGUGGAGAUCGUCCAGGAGCUCAGGAAGUACCACUCGGGGGAGUCCAAGAGGCUGCAGCUCUCGGGCCGGCAGGACUACACCCUGGGCCGCAGGGAGGUCUCGGACUACGGGGCUUACGCGGAGGAGCAGAGAGUGGAAAUUGUUCCUCGAGAUCUAAGGAUGAAAGACAAGUUUCUGAAACAUCUUACAGGUCCUCUUUAUUUCAGCCCAAAGUGCAGCAAACACUUCCACAGACUUUACCACAACACCCGAGACUGCACCAUCCCCACCUACUAUAAGAGAUGCGCCCGGCUUCUUACUCGGCUGGCUGUCAGUCCGAUGUGCAUGGAGGGAUAAGCGAGCAGAGCGCCGCGGACGAGCAGCGGCCUGGGACCGUGAGAAGUGCCUUGGAGACCAGCAGGGCAGAGCCCACUGCCUUCUGGACACGCCCCAUGAACAGAGAUUUAUUUUUGCAGACAGCCUCUCCCAUAAUUCCUUUACCUUGAGUUUUGUAUGUUGACACCGUCUGUGGGCACAGAGUCAGUAAAUGGGUGUGCCCGACAGUAAUGCUUGCCACCGGUCAUUUUAGACAACAGGAGAGUGCUCCACGUUUGAUGUGUCAUGCUGUGAAGCGGCAGAGAGAUCUCCUUUUCCUGAUUAGGUGACGUCACAAAUAUUUCUUGAGAAGCAUAAGCAGAAUCAGCAGAAUCUAAAACUAUAUUUUCAUAUAGCAUAUGGUAUUAUUUAAUAUUUUAUUACUUUUACAAUUAAAUGCCCAGAGUAUCAUUUGGAAUUGCAUGAAAAAUUUAAAAAAUAUAAAUAAAUAAAAAGAGACAGAAAAGAACUUCAGUUGUGGAGACAUUGGAGUGUAAAUCUGUGUACAUGCUCAGGCUAAUUUCAUUUGUCCUUUGUAUAAUAAAUGUAAAAUAGUAUCUAGAUACUGUGCAAUAUGUAGAUACUGUAAAUAAAACGCAAGUAAUAAAUGAAGUGUUUGUUAUAA